Messenger RNA from Colletotrichum fioriniae, 2529 nucleotides. The record is from RefSeq and is a predicted model, not a curated record. NCBI's taxonomy places the organism in Eukaryota, Fungi, Ascomycota, Sordariomycetes, Glomerellales, Glomerellaceae.
AUGGACGGCACUGCCAUCGUGUCGGACGACCACUUCGACCCUCCCUCGCGCCUUUUUGAGCGCCUUCGCCAGAUCGCCGGCUUUACCUGGGACGAGUCCCGGCUUCCCUUCCAUACAUCUUACGACAUCUGGCACAUUUGCGGCACCAGAUUUGUAUCUCCAUACCAGCCCUCGUCCUCUUCAUCCUUACCCGCCUCGAGUCCCGGCUCGAUCGCGAGACUACAGUCCGGCCGACCGUCGCCCUCCGAACAUGCGAGUUCCUCCAGCCUUCACUCAGGCCUACCCAGCGAUGCAAGCAGCGACUUUUCGGCCACCUCGCCGCCCGCGGUUCCCGCCGGCGCCGCAGAGAUAUCAUACGUAGAAGAGCCAGUGGUGGCUCGCGUCUCCUACCAUGUGCUCCGUGAGGAGAGAGCCUUCCACAUAGCUAAGAACCUGUUUGCCACGGCCGACCCUCAAGGACUGCACAUUGUCAAGCCACUCGACCUCAUCCGUCUCGCCCCUCACCCUGGCGAUCGGGGCUCCAUUGUGGUCGCAAUUUAUCAGCAUCCCGGCCAGAAUUACCUCUUUGAUCUGAUGGACAUGGGACCGGCAUUCUACAAGGCCAGGAAGGUUGACGACCGAUACGAGGCGUAUCGCAAACAGAAUCUACGUUUGAAGCCUCCGAUAGACCUACAAUACUUUCUCGACUUUGCCAUUGGCGCAAGUCAGUGUCUCGAAAUUCUCCACUAUGGGCAGGUGAUUACGCAUGGAGAGAUCAGGCCAGACGCCUUCCACUUCAAUAUCGAGACAAACUCGGUUAAGCUCAUCAACUUCGGCACGGGGACGAGAUCCUUCGAGGGCGGCCUGUCAAGCACCUCGUGGUCGAGCUUGUCAAAAGAAUUAGGCGCCAAGAAUAAGCUCCUCUACAUUAGCCCAGAGCAGACAGGUCGUAUGCCGGCAGAACCUGAUAGUCGGACUGACAUCUACUCACUUGGGGUCGUGUUCUGGACGUUACUCACACAACAGCCGGUAUUUGAUGGCGAAACGCCCCUCGAUAUUGUGCAAGGCGUCCUAGGGCGGAGAAUUCCCAAUGUAUCGCAAGUUCGGCUCGAUAUACCCGACGUUAUCGGGCGUAUCAUACAGAAGUGCACGGCCAAGACCGUCGCUGAUCGAUAUCACUCGGCUAGUGGUUUGAAGCAUGACCUUCUCAAGGUGCAGCAGUUCUUGACCGACGGCGACUGGUUAGCGCUUAAGGAGUGGAAGAUUGGCGAAAAAGACAUUUCGUCCUUCUUCAUUCUACCCAGUAUGAUGAUCGGUCGGCAAAAGGAGAGAGCAGAAGUUAUCAGAGUCAUUGAGCGGGUCGCCAAGAGCCAUUCGAUGAAUCAAAAGUCUACAACAAAUAACCGCUUCUCCGAUGGUUCGCAGCUCUCGGUUGAGCUCCCUGACUGCGGAGACCUGUCGAGCGAGGGCGCAAGCUCGGCAGAAGGCACAACACGUCGCAGCGGAUCCUUCACACAUACUACGUCCUCUGAUCCUAGGCAGUCAAAGGCUAGUUUUGUUCCAUCCGUCCUAUCCGACACCCAGACGAUAUCGGGCGACACCAUCGCCUCGUCUAAUUCUGGGCCGUUUGCAAGAAUGACCAGGCCGUGGGAGAGGCAAUGGGAAAGACACCAGUCGGUCUCGAUCGAAACCCGAAGUCUCAUUGAUGGUGUAGGUACGCCAACAGACAGCAACCGACUGAGUGCAGUGGAAUCAUCGUCCUCGAGUUUGUCACGUCAGCUCGGAUCAGCAAAGUUCCGUAGGCGCGGGCACUGCGAGAUCGUCCUCGUCGAAGGAGCCGGGGGCUUGGGCAAGAGCUGCCUCUACCAGUCGGUACUCGCUGAAGCCAGGCGGAGGGGAUAUUGUGCCACGGCAAAAUUCGAUACCGCGCGCCGAACUGCUUUUGGACCACUGCUUAAGCUGCUGUCGUCACUCUUCAAACAGGUGUUCGGCGAACGGAAUACGGAUACACCUUUUCACCAGGCGCUAAAGCAGUACGUUCGUCCGGUGUGGCCAAUGCUGCACAAGGUUCUUGGGUUACCGGACUUCCUCAUUGGCGCCCUAGACAACUCCGUUCCACGAUCAGUGUCCAUCACUCAAAGCAUAACUCAGACUCGGUCCAUCAGGGCAGGGCUCAAGAGGCGUGGCUCCUCACCAGGAAGCUCACCGGGUCGCCUGAACAAGCCUACCGUCAUCUCUUCGCAAGCGUCCCAGGACUUCCUACGAACUGGCGGUGCAACCAAAACCAUGCGGUUGAUGAACACCUUCCUCGACGUACUUCGCAUGUUCACGUCACACAAGUUUAUAUGCUUUGUGCUGGAUGACCUUCACUUUGCGGAUGAUGAGUCCAUGGAGUUGAUCACCCAGAUUAUUGGGGCACGAAUGAAGAUGGUCGUCAUCAUAACCUAUCGUCCAGAGGAGCUAUCACCGGAACAAGUCCAAUCUAUCAUUCAACCCCCUGAGUCCGAAGGCAAGUUUCUCGCACCUUCCAAGGCCGUCACUAAAUGCUGA